UUUCUCUUUUAGAAACUUUAAUGAGUUCAUUUCAUCCCUUCCUAGUAUAUUUGGACAAAAUGAAGUUAUCUUGCCAGCAAUGGCUCCUGAAUUCUAUGUCCUCUUCUUCAGUGCAUCUAGUUUUAUGGGUACGACUGGUCAGUGAAUUGCUGGUCACUGCCUAAAUGUCCUGGAAAUGGUAGGUGGUGAUGACACAAAGAACAUGCCAAGAUAUCCUGUGGCUGUAGCAAGAGUUUCAGAGAGAAAACUCAAGGAGUGAACUGUGUUUGGGUUGUUGAGGUAAUUGAGUGAGAGGAAAAGAUUUACAUUUCUAUCAUACAAGCCAGAGAAGCCAUUUUCCCAUGUAGGCCUUUAUGGUACUUCUAGUUUUAAGUGGGUACUUACAUUUUAAAAUGAGAAAGGUUGCCAUUCUCUUAGCUUACCUUGUAGGGCAGAAAACAUACUAGGAUUAUGAGAGAUGGAAUAGAAUUUUGAAUUUCAAACCAAUUAGGAACAGCUUGAAUAAAAUAGAACUUUCUUAUGACUCAGAGUGAAAGACCAUGCAAGGGCUAACAUUUGACAUUUCAGCAGCAAGCUUUUAGAGACAUUGUGUUAUGUAUUUGAAUUUCUUCUUCUCUGUGGGGAGUAAGGCCUUAGGACAUGCCAUUUAAUUACAUGUUUAAUGUGUUUUGUUUUAUAUUACCACAAAUUGGCUAAAACCAUUAUAAUGUGCUAAAACUUAUCCAUCUCUUCAAAAUCUAACCAUGUUGUUUAUAUUGAUAACUUCUUGAUAUUAUGAAUCCCACAAGCCAAGAAUACUUACAUGUUGCAAGAGAAACCUUCCUAAUUUGUUCACAAAUUUUCUGUUUUUUAAUUUCCUGAAAAAUUUCCUCAUUCUCUUUUUAUCGAUCUGGAAUAAAAUGAAGAAUUAAUAUGAUUGAGACUAUCUUCAUCUCUUCCUCUCUACCUUUUCAUUAAAAGGCAAUCAUUGCAGUGUCCUUUUAUAUGUAAAUUUUAUUUUUGCCUCUAACUAUCAUUUAGCUUUGUAGAAGCUAAAGCUUUAAAAUGGCAAAUAGAGGAAAUUUACAGAGAUGUAUUUUCAGUUUCUAUAGAACCUUCUUAAAAUUAGAUGACCAACCUCUACUCAAUGCUGAGAUUAUUCAUUAUGCUGUCAAUGUAUAAUUAUCUGUCGGUCUACUAUUUGUAAUUUCUCUGUGCUGAGAUAUCCCGUUUGCUAUUGAAUGCUACUUGAAAGAAAAUUAUUGAUCUAUACCACACAUAAGAGUUUUGAAAUCUUCCCAUCAGAGUAUAUUGCACCUUUAGCAUAAAAAAGGCUCUGAUUUAUUUUACUUUAUUUUUUUGCAAAUAGCUGCUUUAUAGUUCUUUAAGUUCAAUUCAAUAUUACUCUUUGUUAAACUUUAAAAAAGUCUUCAUUACUUUCCUUUGUUAAACCAUUUCUGCAUUCUUCAGAUAAUCCAGGAUGGUUUCAGUAAUUAAAAUAAUUUAGCUUCAUCACUGUUCAACAUAAUCACUGUUAAGCAUGUUAAUUCAGAUACUGAUCCUUAACAUUUUUGACUGUUAUGAUGGAGGCCUGGCCACAGACGUACCUUGUGCAUGUUUUUAAAAAACCUAACCUGUUAAUAAUCUACUCCAGGUUCUACCAGUAACCCAGGGGAUAUUUGUUUUCUUUUGUGGCUUCUUCCAAGGAAUCAUAUCAAAUUCCUUUGGAAAACUUGUAUUAUUUGCAUCCAUCGUCUACCCUUCUAUUUUAUACCCCCUAAAUAUUUAUAUCUACUAUGUACCUACAAAAAUUAAAAAUGAAAAAAAUUAAAAUUUAAUUUUAAACAUCUUGUAGUUGAGAAGCAAGUCGUCCAAUAUCAGAUUAUACUUAUAUAUACAUUAUAGUUAUGGCAAUGCCUUUAAUUUCAAUGCUUUUUUUUUUAGAAAUUCUGAACUAUCCAUGAAAGAUUUUGUUUUUUAUAAUUUUCCAUUAAGAGUGGGAUGUUAAAUAUGUUCUCUACUUUUUAUUUUAAAAAGGACAUCACUACAUGUCGUGAUAGUUUAUGUUUCAUGUGCAUUUAUGUUCUUCACCUUUAUGUUAUUCAGAAUUUAUUUUUGGUCCACAUAUGUGAUGUUAAAAUCUUAAGAUUUUUAAAGUUUACAAUAUGUAGAAUGUAGGUGUGUUACUGAAUCACUGUUGUACUGCAUUUGACAGCUUAUGUAUUUCUAAUAAAAUUAAAGACUUGGGAAGGAAGCAUAGAGGAUCAAGAAGAGACUAGGCUUUGGAAUAAGAUAAAUUUGGGAUUGAAUCCUGGCUUAUUUUCUUUUUCUGAGCUCUGGGAAAAAUCACAAACUCUAAAUUGCUGGAUUGUUCUAAGAAUUAACAGAGAUAACAUGGAGAGAUCCCUAAUAUAUAGCAGUACUUAAGUGUUUCCCCUACCUCCUUCAAGGUCAACUAAGUGAAAGAAAAGGUAAAUAUCAGAAAGAGGCAUCUUGGAGCAGUGCCCCGGGAUGUGAUGUUAUCAGCAGGAGUUACCAAACUGUGUAGCAGAAUGGACCACUUGGUGGUGUUUGGGACCUGGCAUGGUGGGAGAGGAGAGGAGAACCAGAGAGCAGGGCUUCAGACCACCCCUUCCCUGGUCUCCAGUGGUAUAGUGUGCUGUCUCUCAUUUUUCUUUAAAUGUGUUAAAUAAAUUGUGGUUUAUUCUGAUAAUUCUUUGAAAGAAAAAUGGCUUUAUCAUUUAAAGGGAAGAUAGUCAAGUGGCCAAAUAUAAAUAUACUCUGGAUCACUAAAUGUAACCGGUUUUAAAACUUUGUGUAGGAUGUAUUAAUACUUAAAAAAAUGAUGAGUUUUUCCCUCUUGAGUUUUUCCCUCUGGAAUGACCUUCAAAAGAGACUCAAAUCUCUGCUGUAGGUGAGGGACUGACCAAGUGGGUGGGCACAGUGGCAAAAUAUUGGUAGACAAAGUGAACAGAGGAAGAGUGGGGGUUAAAUUAGAUUUUACUAGGCAGCUGCCCUCUCCUUCCUACUUAAUGUGCUCAAGAGGAAUGAAGCCAACAUACCACUUAAAAGGGUUAGUCGGGGGAAAAUGACUCUUGAGGACCAGUAGCAAACCAGUUAGAAACCAGUGGUUUCUAACACCUGAAAACAUUCCUAGAAAUGAAAAGCAGUUAAGUCAGUGGAAAGAGAAAGGAGAGUAACACGUCUAAGACUAAGAUGUUCUUGGGGUUAAUCUAGGAAGUUGAAAAUCCGGAUUUGGAAGGCAAAGGGAACAGGACAACAAGGGUAGUUGUAGCCAUUACUUUAUUUUGGGCUAGAGUAAUUUUUGCUAAAUAAUGGCUUAUUAAAGGGUUCCUGAUGGUAGUUUGUGAUUGAUGUAGUGCCAACUCUUAUUUCUCAUCUGGACUGGGUAGCUGGUUAAAUAAUUUUUCUGUGACUUAAGUAAUUAUUUAGAAGUCAUGGUAACUAUUUGUCAAAAAGUAAAAUGAACCCAGCUCUCUCUGUAUGAGAUUCUGGAGUAGGUGUCUCCUUCAGAAUGCAACCCAUUUAGACUCAGACUUUUCUUGCUUUGAAAUACCAUAAUAACUCUGUCAUCACAUAAACAGUGAAAAUUGUAGUUAGAAUGCUAAAGCCCAUUUUCCCCCUUUGUUUUCUCUUUUCAUUGGUGUGUGUGUGUGUAUGUAUAAAUGAAUGAAUAUGGGAAGAGAGAAUUCUCCUCCCGUGCCAGUUAUAUAUAUGGGCAGUAGACCUUAUUAUUAACUAGAGAACACAUGGUGUUUGGACUGUUAUUGUUAAUCAUUUCUUUUGCUCAGUGUGGUAUCCAAGCUAUAAUUUUGAUGCCUUCCCUUAUGUUGGUAAUUUAGCAACCAUUGUUCUGUUUGAUAACCACAGCUUGACAGAUAUAUUAGCAGCCUAACUAAUAUUUGUAAAAAGAGUGAGUUCAAAAUUUGUUUUUACAUUUAGCCUGACUUCCAGCCAUGGAGAAAACUUUCUUUGUAAUGUGGUCACCAGGUUGUGUUUUUUUCAGGCUUAAUUUUAUGUUAAACAUUUUACAUUGGAUUAUUUCAUCUGCGUGGUUUUGUACACCAUUUGAAUUGGGAUGCUUAUGGUGAUAUCUUGGAGAAUGUAUGCUAUUUGCAGAUAAUGAAGAUUGCUGGGAAAUUUUAGCAUUUUUGUGGAGAAUUGGGUGUAUUAAAAAGUAGAAGCAAAGAUGCUGAUUUUUAAGUGGAAAACAUGAAAGCUUUUUUUUUUCUUUUCAGACUGAGUCUUGCUCUGUCGCCCAGGCUGGAGUUCAGUGGCACGAUCUCGGCUCACUGUAACCUCCACCUCCCGGGUUGUAGCAAUUCUCCUGCCUCAGCCUCCCAAGUAGCUGGGAUUACAGGUGCCCACCACCACACCCGGCUCUUUUUUCAUAUUUUUAGUAAAGACGGGGUUUCACCGUGUUAUCCAGGAUGGUCUUGAUCUUCUGACCUUGUUAUCCACCCACCUCGGCCUCCCAAAGUGCUGGGAUUACCAUGAAAGCUUUUAUUUAGCAACUGGGAAAGUACCUGUGGAGGACAAUGACUAGGGCUGUGACAGAUGAUGUGAAUCCAUAGGGCCAUGCUUCUAGGUCUUGUCUUUGAAAGUUGUAAAUUUUAGUACACCUUCAUUUACAUUUCUAUUUGAAUGUAAAUUAUAUUAUGUGAUAAAAUUCCUCUGGAGGAAAAUUCCCAAUGCAGCUAAUUUCUCUGGAGCCCCCUGCUACUAAUGCAGAAUAAAUUAUUCUUUUCAGGGAAUUUCACUGUGUCACUCUGGGUGGUAAUGCAAGGCACAUUGGGGGCUCAGCCAAAGCCUUAGUUUCAUGGAAUUCGGAGUUUGAUCAGUGUUUGGUCAUAAAAUUGUGUCUCUUUAUAGAUAUUAUAAGACUUUCUUGACAUGUUACUUCAUGGGCUUGUUUCUAUAAAGAGUGGUUUUUUUGUCUUGUUUUGUUUUGUUUUUGACACAGAGUCUCACUCUGUCACCCAGGCUAGAGUACAGUGUUGCAAUCUUGGCUCACUGCAACCUCCGCCUCCCAGGGUCAAGCAAUUCCCCUGCCUCCAACUCCUGAGUAGCUGGGACUACAGGUGUGUGGUAGCACGCCCAGCUGAUUUUUGUAUUUUUUGUAGAGAUAAGCUUUCAUUAUGUUGGCCAGGCUGGUCUCAAACUCCUGGCCUCAAGUGACCUGCCUGCCUCAGCCUCCCAAAGUGCUGGAAUUGCGGGCAUGAGCCACCGCACCCAGCCUAAAGAGUGUUUUUUAAGUUCCCUUCUAACUAUUUUUAACACCCAUUGGAUUCACUACAAAUUACAUUGUUACCAGCCUCUCUAUCAUAAUAAUGAAUUUUCUAAGCCCCUUGGUGCUAUCCUAUACCAAAUGGGUGUAAACUGAUAUAAUAUCUUCUAUCUUUGAACUUGUAAUAUAAGAGAAUAAUGAUAAUGAAGGAAAUAGUAAGAUAAUCCAAAAAUAUGAACACACGUUAAUAAUUCUUAAUAAUUGAAUCAUAAAAAUUUUCAGCUAAAAGGAAAUCUAAAUAUACUUAAAUAUAAUUAUCACAUAUCGAAGAUGAAAUUGAAUCCCAUAUAAAUGAGUUGUCCAAAUUCAUGCAAAAAGGAAGUGGAAGAAAUUGAACCCAAAUACCACAUUUAUUUCUUGACCAUUGUUUUUGUCAUCAGGCUUAGUGAAAUGUUAGCAAUAUCUUUAAAACUCUUCUACCAACUGGGAAUAUUUUUUUAAGUGGUAUCUGGAGUUGCACAUUGGGGGAAAUCACUACUAUACUUUUCUUUGUAUGAAAACAAGUGACUUAGCAUUUGCUUAAUGCUCUACAAAAAACAAAAGUCUAUGAGAUACAAAAGAAUACACGAGACUGAAAUGGAGCGUCGAAAUGGAAAUAAUGUUGUACUGGAGCCUAGACUCUGUUGGGCUUACUGUCAUCCUUGCAUAAUUUUAGAAUCCUCUGUGAACCAAGUGAAUUAGUAGUAUCUAAAAAGAAUUGAUGCCCAGUAGUAGAUACUAAAGACCCAAAAAGAUUAACCAGAAUAACGUUUAUGUAAAAAGAAGAGAUGUUUACUUUUUCUGUAGUUCUGUUAGAUUACUUGACCAAGGGGUUUCCAUAAAUAUAGUGAAUUUGACUUGGGUAAAAUGUAUUAAAAAUAAAUAACAAAUAGCUUUCAUGAGACCUUAAGGCCCAUAUAAAGGCAUAAGUCUCAGUGAUAAAAACAUUGAGUGGUUUCAUACUAUCAAUAGUGUCCUUCAGCAGAAUUGCUUUUUAUUGUUUGUAACUCAGCCAAAAGGGAAGUUAUUACCAGGAGUUUAGGGAUCUUAAGCAUCUGCAGGAGGGUUCAGAGGUUAUGCAGUAAGGAACCAUGCAGAUCAUCAACCUUAAAAAAAUAAGGCCAUCGUCAUACACUUUUGUCAAGAUAUUAAAUUUGUACAAAUAUUUGGGAAAGUAAUUUGGCUAUAAAAUUGAAAAUGCACAUAAUGUUACAGAAAUUACAUGGUUAGGUAGGCAUCCAUUCUGUGGAAAUGAAAGACAAAAUUUAAAAACAGAUGCACACACACAUACAGAUGUUUAUUGCAGCAUCAUUUGUUAAUGGUUCAAAAAAAGGCAACAUAAAUGCCCAUUCAUAUCAUGCAUAUAAAUUAUUGGUAAUAUAUGCUACAUAUUUACUAUUCAUCCUUGUCAAAAAAUAUUUGUGCAUUAAUUUUGGAAGAUGGCCAUCAUAAAUAUAGAUAAAUAUAAAGUUCAAUGUUAAUAAGUACAGAUUCUGAAGCUGGAUUACUUGGAUUUGUGUGAAAGUUUUCCUACUUCUUAGCUCUGUGAACCUAAAAGUGUUCUACUUGUCUUGAAUUUGGUGUUCUCACUUGUAAAAUGAAGAUAAUCAUAGUACCUACCAGUAAGCUUAUAUAAUCAGUUGUUAAUACUGAUUAACAGGGUUGGCAUGGGGUCAUUGAUGAGUGGAGCACAGAGUUUCGGAAGGAAGUCUCACUUAGUUUGUAUAAAUGGUAGGAAUAUGGGUGAUUGACUUUUGAAAUCAUCAUUUUUGUUGCACAGUAUUUCAGUGCAUGAAUCUGCCAUAAUUAAUACAAUAUUUCCUUUAUUGCUAUGCUUAGAUUUUUUCGAACUAUUUUUCUCAUGGAAGAGAAAGGAAGUCAUUCCAAAUAGAAGAUUCAGCAUAAAUAAUGUGUAGAGUCAGGGAUGAUCAUGAGCUCUUUCAUUGCUGGAGAUGAUGUAUGACAGGAUUGUGUGUAUAAGCUGUUUAGAUGAUUAGAUGAUGAGUAAAGAAGAGUAUUGGUGGACCUCCAAUAUUGAGCUUAGAAGAUGUUCCGAGUAAAAUGUCUUUGGAAGGAAGCAGAGAAUUGAAAGAUAUGAUUGGACAAAGGAAAUGUGUAAUAGUGAUCCAGGAUGAAGAGAAAGCAGUUGGCAAAUAAGUAAGAGGUUAGAAAGAGAAGCAAGUUUCCUAGGAUUUGAAAAUUUCAUAAAAGAGGUUUAGAAUUUUGAUUCUCUUCCUUGUGUAAUGAAUGGGUAGCUGGGCUAAGACCUUAAAAAAACCUAGACCUUAUAUAUUUGUUUUAAAGAACAGACUGUUUUUUGUAGGGGAGGAGAAUUAUCUAGAGAAGCAAAGUUUGGGAAGCAGAAAGUUGAAAGGUAAGAAAUUUGUAAUAACCAAGGUAAAAGAUAUAUUUUGAUUCUGUACUUUCAAGCUAAGGGAAAUGGUGGUAUAGGUGAAGCAAAAGCAAUUAAAUAUUGGCAGGUUUCAAAGAAAAUCUGAAAAAAGAAUAAAAAGUUUGGAUGAGCCAGAAAUGACCCUACAAUGUUUGGCUUCUGAGAGACAAAUUAAUGUCUUGCCUAUUCCUGUAAAUAAGAUUACUGUUUUUUUUGUUUGUUUGUUUUUUGUUUUGAGGAUGGAGUCUCCCUCUGUAGCCUAGGCUGGAGUGCAGCGGCGUGAUCUCGGCUCACUGCAAGCUCCGCCUCUCCCGGGUUCACGCCAUUCUCCUGCCUCAGCCUCAUGAGUAGCUGGGACUACAGGCGUGCACCACUACGCCUGGCUAAUUUUUUGUAUUUUUCAGUAGAGACUGGGUUUCACUUUGUUAGCCAGGAUGGUCUCGAUCUCCUGACCCUGUGAUCCACCCACCUUGGCCUCCCAAAGUGCUGGGAUUACAGGCAUGAGACACCGCGCCCGGCCAAGAUUAAUAUAAUCUUCUUCCCCUUACGCUGAGUAUGCCAUAAAAUGGGCACAGAACUAAUAAUUUGAUAUUAAAUGAAAGUGACUAUUUUAAUAUUAUUACAUUGCUCAUAAAUUACCACUUUAUUUUAUGAUGUUUGUGUUAACACCCUUUUUUCCUCAUGUGUCUGUGAACUUUUCUAGCACCAAGCACAUACAAAUGCCCAAUAAUCCCUGAAUAAAUGAAGGAAAAAAUUAACAAGCAAGUGCACAAACGAGACAGCAUGUGAGAGACAGCUGUUUCCAGUUGUGCUAGAGCAGGGAGAGCAAGUUGAUGUGCAGGUGAUUCCAGAUUAAGAAGGAAGCUUAAAUAAUUCAAUACGAUAAUGCUGUGUGAGUGCUUAGUGCUUGGGAGCAGCCAUUAUCAUCAUCAACGUACUUGGCCUUAAGAUCAUCAGUGGUGUUCACCUGACUAACAAAUUGUAUAGAAAACACUAGUUGCUGGAAACCAGGAUACCACUUGUAUUUUUAGUUUAUAUAUCAUUUUCAGAGACAGAAGCUCAUCAAACAUCUUCAAUAAUAUGAAAAAUUUUCUAUUGUAAAUUUCCAAGGAGUUCUCCAUUUCAUAAAGGUAGAGCAUUAACCAGAAAUUUUCAUCCAGACACAGAAACCUUCAUUUCAGUCUGCAACAGUGUUGUUCUAUGAUGUGCUUAAUGGCGUUUCCAUCCUUGGUACUUGUAUCUUAGGGCAUAUGUGACUGUUUGCCAGGGUCAACAGAAGGUCACAGUUGAGAACAGGGCAUCUGCCCAUAGCAACAAUUCAUUUGCAGAUUUAGGUCAACAAAAUAGAACAUUUCAUGUAACGGUGGCUAUGUUAACUGGCUUGAAAGUGGUUAUUAUUUCCCAGUGUAUGCAUAUAUGAAAACAAUGUUGUAUACUUUAAAUAUAUACAACUUUUGUUUGUCAAAUAUACUUCAUAAAGCUGGAAAAAAUGAAACUAAAAAAAACAAAAAGUAAUAUGUGAAAUAUACUUAAAUAAUGUUUCAAUUAUGCAGGUAUAAAGUUUAAGAAAUAUUUAAACAAACAUGUUAUUAGCUGUAAUGGAAAAUUUGCAUGAGUUUGUAGGUUAAAAUGUCAAAGUGCAAGUACAGUUUUGGAUCAUAAAAGGCCAUUUUAGAAGUGCUCCAAGCUUCUGAAUAGUAUUCAUUUGGGUUAUUCAUUUAAUUUUCUGCCUGGAAGGGACAUGUAGGGUAUUUUGAUAUACAUAUUUUAGAAACAUAUGAUAAUUAAAGCAAAUUUCAUAGAUUAACAUGCAGCCUAAACUGCAUGAAAAUGCGUAAGUGAUGCUAAUUCCUGAUAUAUUUUGGGGUAAAAUUACUGAAGACUUUUAAUCACAUGUUUUUAUAUCUUUGGAUCUUCCCUACAUUGCUUUCAAGAAGUAACUCAACAGAAUAAAGUACACAGCUGACCUUAAAUUUGCAUUUGUUAUCAUGUCAUAUUAAAUAUUUACAGAUCAUUUAUAUGUGUGUCUUGAUUCUCAUAGUGAUUUUAUGUGCUCCAAGAAGAUAUCUCUUUUAGCAUAAACAUAUACUUUACUAACAGUUUCAUCAAAUUUUAAAAGUGCGAAGUAUACAGAUUUUAAAUGCAUUUCAAGCAGAUUUCUUUUAAAGAAAUAUGCUCAUUAAGAACAAUUGAGAAUUGAUCUUGUAGCAUGCCCACAGUGUGUUUGCCUGUCGAUAUUGAGUAUUGGAAAGGUUAUCAGAUUGUUAAGCAACAAAGGAAAAUAAAUUUUGAAAGUUUCAUUGGGAAAUAGCUAAAAACAUAAGACUGUAUAAAAAAAUUAAGAGGUAUUAGUAAGAAAUGUGUGGAUUCUUCCUUCUCUUAACAUUACUGUAGAUCCUGUUUUAUUUCAGCUGUUUGUUCCCUUAUCCUUACAUUUAUCAGGAUUCUUCUGUGUUCAACUGGCUAAUCUGAAUACUAACCAUAACAAAUAGAUGUUUGGAAGCAUUAAAGUGAUGACUUUCAAAGGGGUUAUUAUCAUUUAUCAUGAAAAUGAAUUCAGCCCACUGAUGGUAAUUUAGCCUACAGAUAAAAUGAACGUCAUAUGUUUAUAAAAUGAAUUUUCAAAUGUUUAACUUUCUCAAAAUAAUAUUUCCUAAAGAUGCGAUAUUGCAUUUAAUAUGUUCACAGGAGACACUUUACCUCACUAAUCCCCAAAUUCUAUGUUUAACCAUUGUAGAAAGGUGGUAGUUUAUAGACUGGUUCCCACAAAUAUUCAAUGGACAGAAUUUCACAAGCUUUUAUGGAAAUAUUCUGUUGUAUCCCUCAAAUGUAUAGAUUGUCUGCAUUAUAGCUUGAUGGUGAUUCUGGGCUCCAGAAUCAGAUUCUCUGGGUUUGAAUCCUGGCCCCACCAAUUAAGUGCUGUGUGAUAUUGCUUCAGUUUCCUCAAUUGAUGACAGUGCUGACCUUAUAUGACUUUUGAGACGAUUGUGAGAUAAUGCGUGCAAAAGUGCUUAGAACCACAGUUCUCAUGGUUCCCAAAUGAGCUGUAGUACCGCUAGCACUACAGGAAACUCAGAGGGACACUGCACAAUAUUUUAAACUUCUGUGAAACACUACAUAGACUUCUGUCUCAUGGUAGUUUGGUUUCAGUAUUAGAUUAUACUUCAUUCCUUUUGAUGUCAUAUCUUUGCAAAGCUGAGUUUUCAUCAGUUGCUAUGACAAAAAGCAAUACCUUGUAAAAAUCAUCAUGGAAAAAGAAAUGAAGCUGUUUGUGUCUAGUUUAAGAAGUUUUGCAGUGCCCCAAUAGACACAUAUUGGUAAUUUGUGAUUAUUUAAGAAUUAACUAAAAAUAUACAUUUUGUUCAAUGUAUGUGUAUUAUUUUCUCAAAUGGUUACUAAGUUGUUAAGACAGAAAUAAUUAAAUUGCUUAGACCUGUCUACUUAACGGACAGAACUGUUAGGUGUUUUGUUUGGUCUAAAGGCACCGUGAAAACAUUACCAAGACACUGAAGGCACUACUGGAAAGUUUGGAAAUGUCUGUGCUGGCUUAGCUUUUGCGUGUGUGCCCUCAGUAAGGGUCAGUUGUUUCUGUUGAUGGUAGUGAUGAGACAGCUAAGUAAAAAGGGCUCCCUAACAGAACCUCCAACUGGCCUGCACGCUGGGAGGAGUGCACAAUGGGGCGGAGCCUUGGGAAGUUCACACCAUUUGCAGAGGGGAGGAGCCGGGCCUCUCCUGAUCCGGGAUGGUACCUGGGAUUCAGUCUGUGAGAUGAGGGUCUGUUAACAAGAACCUCUCUUGCUUUGAUGAGUUGUUUUUUUUCCUUUUCACCCAAUAAAUUCCAUUUUUCUCACCCUUCAAUGUGUCUGCAAGCCUAAUCUUUCCUGGUCAUGUGACAAGGACCCCGUUUUUAGCUGAACUAAAGAGAAAGUCCUACAACAAUAAUAGUUAGGAAGUCAAAGCCAUUUUCUUAAGCUUAACUCAAAUUCCUCUGAUCAUCAUUUUAACCCUUUUCUUCUUGUCUAAUGACAGUGAGGGGGAAAGAGAGAAAGAAUGGAAGGAGGGAAGAAAAUAAGUAAAUCUGCUGAUGGAAAUUGGGAUGUGUGACUGGAAGGGCAGAAAUGAAAGCAAUCUCCAAUGAAGGGAGUAGAGGAGCUGUUUCCUGUGAAAAACAGUCCUGUGAUGAAGAGAUUAAAGAGAAACAACAAAGUGAAAGCAAAAUACGGAUAAACAAGUCAAGUGGGACUCAGUCUGGAAGCCAGAGAAGGAUAGCUAUGCUGAUUGCUGUGUUUGAAGAACAAGAACCACUCCACAAGAUUGAGAGCCCCAGUGGAAACCCUGCAGAUCGGCAGAGCCCAGAUGCUUUUGAGACAGAAGUGGCCGCCCAACUGGCCGCAUUUAAGCCAAUUGGUGGGGAGAUUGAAGUAACCCCUUCUGCUCUAAAACUAGGCACUCCACUGCUGGUGAGGAGAAGCAGUGACCCAGUGCCAGGCCCACCUGCUGAUACCCAGCCAAGCGCUUCACACCCUGGUGGCCAGAGUCUGAAACUGGUUGUUCCAGAUUCCACGCAGAACUUGGAAGACAGAGAAGUUUUGAAUGGUGUACAGACAGAACUACUAACUUCGCCAAGAACUAAGGACACAUUGAGUGAUAUGACAAGAACAGUGGAGAUUUCUGGGGAAGGAGGCCCAUUGGGAAUACAUGUAGUGCCCUUCUUUUCAUCUCUGAGUGGAAGGAUUCUAGGACUCUUCAUCCGAGGCAUUGAAGACAACAGCAGGUCCAAGCGGGAGGGACUAUUUCACGAAAAUGAAUGUAUUGUAAAAAUCAACAAUGUGGAUCUCGUAGACAAAACCUUUGCUCAGGCUCAAGAUGUCUUCCGCCAGGCAAUGAAAUCUCCAAGUGUGCUCCUCCACGUGCUUCCUCCACAAAACCGUGAACAGUAUGAAAAGUCAGUCAUUGGCUCUCUUAACAUUUUUGGUAAUAAUGAUGGCGUUUUGAAAACCAAAGUGCCGCCUCCUGUCCAUGGAAAAUCGGGACUAAAGACAGCAAAUCUCACAGGAACCGAUAGUCCUGAAACAGAUGCAUCAGCUUCCCUGCAACAAAACAAGAGUCCCCGAGUACCAAGGCUGGGAGGAAAACCAUCCUCUCCCUCACUCUCGCCUCUCAUGGGAUUUGGCAGCAAUAAAAAUGCAAAGAAAAUUAAGAUUGACCUAAAGAAAGGCCCUGAAGGACUUGGUUUCACUGUGGUUACCAGAGACUCUUCCAUACAUGGUCCCGGUCCCAUUUUUGUAAAAAACAUUUUACCAAAGGGAGCAGCAAUAAAAGAUGGCCGCCUACAAUCAGGGGACAGAAUUUUGGAGGUAAAUGGGAGAGAUGUCACCGGACGAACCCAGGAAGAGCUUGUGGCCAUGCUCAGGAGCACCAAGCAGGGGGAGACAGCAUCGCUGGUCAUUGCCCGCCAAGAAGGACAUUUUCUGCCCCGAGAGUUGAAAGGAGAACCUGACUGCUGUGCACUCUCUCUGGAGACAAGCGAGCAGCUCACCUUUGAGAUCCCCCUGAAUGAUUCAGGUUCUGCUGGCCUCGGGGUGAGCUUAAAAGGGAACAAAUCCAGAGAAACUGGAACAGACUUGGGGAUUUUUAUCAAAUCCAUCAUUCAUGGAGGCGCUGCUUUUAAGGAUGGUCGUCUGCGAAUGAAUGACCAGCUGAUUGCAGUUAAUGGGGAAUCUCUUUUGGGAAAGUCCAACCACGAAGCUAUGGAAACACUUAGGCGGUCAAUGUCCAUGGAGGGAAACAUCCGAGGGAUGAUCCAGUUGGUGAUUCUGAGGAGGCCAGAGAGACCAAUGGAGGAUCCUGCAGAGUGUGGGGCAUUUUCCAAGCCAUGCUUUGAGAACUGUCAAAAUGCUGUAACCACCUCUAGGCGAAAUGAUAAUAGUAUCCUGCAUCCACUUGGCACUUGCAGUCCACAAGACAAACAGAAAGGUCUAUUGCUGCCCAAUGACGGAUGGGCCGAGAGUGAAGUUCCACCUUCUCCAACACCACAUUCUGCUCUGGGAUUGGGCCUCGAAGAUUACAGCCACAGCUCUGGGGUGGAUUCAGCAGUAUAUUUUCCAGAUCAGCACAUCAACUUCAGAUCUGUGACACCGGCCAGGCAGCCUGAAUCAAUUAAUUUGAAAGCCUCGAAGAGCAUGGACCUUGUGCCAGAUGAAAGCAAGGUUCACUCAUUGGCUGGACAAAAAUCGGAAUCUCCAAGCAAAGAUUUUGGUCCAACUCUGGGUUUGAAAAAGUCCAGCUCCUUGGAGAGUCUGCAGACUGCAGUGGCCGAGGUCAGGAAGAAUGACCUUCCCUUUCACAGGCCCCGGCCGCACAUGGUUCGAGGCCGAGGCUGCAAUGAGAGCUUUAGAGCAGCCAUUGACAAAUCCUACGAUGGACCUGAAGAAAUAGAAGCUGACGGUCUGUCUGAUAAGAGCUCUCACUCUGGCCAAGGAGCUCUGAAUUGUGAGUCUGCCCCUCAGGGGAAUUCGGAGCUAGAGGACAUGGAAAAUAAAGCCAGGAAAGUCAAAAAAACGAAAGAGAAGGAGAAGAAAAAGGAAAAGGGCAAAUUGAAAGUCAAGGAGAAAAAGCGCAAAGAGGAGAAUGAAGAUCCAGAAAGGAAAAUAAAGAAGAAGGGCUUCGGCGCCAUGCUGAGAUUUGGAAAGAAGAAAGAGGAUAAGGGUGGAAAGGCUGAGCAGAAAGGUACUCUGAAACAUGGUGGCCUGAGAGAAGAAGAGCUGGAGAAAAUGAAAGAAGAGCGUGAAAGGAUUGGAGCAAAACAUCAGGAGCUAAGGGAAAAGCAGGCAAGAGGUCUUCUUGAUUAUGCUACUGGUGCAAUUGGAUCAGUGUAUGAUAUGGAUGAUGAUGAAAUGGACCCCAAUUAUGCCAGAGUGAACCACUUUCGGGAACCAUGCACAUCAGCAAAUGUCUUUAGAUCUCCAUCUCCCCCUCGAGCUGGACCAUUUGGUUACCCUCGGGAUGGCCAUCCACUGUCUCCAGAAAGAGACCACUUAGAGGGUCUCUAUGCCAAGGUCAACAAGCCAUACCAUCCACUGGUUCCAGCUGACAGUGGCCGUCCUACGGGUGGAAGCACUGACCGUAUCCAGAAGUUGCGGAAAGAGUAUUAUCAGGCUCGGAGGGAAGGUUUCCCUUUAUAUGAAGACGACGAAGGAAGAGCAAGGCCAUCUGAGUAUGACCUACUCUGGGUGCCUGGAAGGGGUCCAGAUGGGAAUGCACACAACCUCCGCUUUGAAGGGAUGGAGAGGCAGUACGCAUCCUUACCCAGGGGAGGACCCGCAGAUCCUGUAGACUAUCUGCCAGCAGCACCUCGGGGGCUCUACAAGGAAAGGGAGCUUCCCUAUUAUCCAGGGGCUCAUCCUAUGCACCCUCCCAAAGGGAGCUAUCCCCGCCCCACAGAGCUCAGGGUGGCAGAUCUCCGGUAUCCUCAGCACUACCCACCCCCGCCAGCUCCCCAGCACAAAGGACCCUUUCGACAAGACGUUCCGCCUUCCCCUCCCCAGCACCAAAGAAUGCCAGCCUAUCAGGAAACAGGCAGACCAGGGCCCCGUGGGGGCAGCCCAGACCAGUACCCUUACCGAACCCAGGAUUCCCGGCAGAAGAACCCCAUGACUGCAGCCGUAUAGCUGAGUGCCACCGAGGCCAGCCCGGUCCAGAAAGGAAGGUGUCUACUCUACCUUUGCCCUUUCUAAACCUGAAGACCUCCUUGGUGUUAGGAAUUCUCCAUGUUACUGAUAAGCUUUUUCUCACUGACAUUGUAACGCAUGACUGCUAAUCAGAGAGAAAAAGAAGGGGAAGGGAAUUGGGGAGGAAAAAAAAUCAGAAGGAAGACGAAAGAUGGGGCUAUAAAAACAAAACUACCUGAUAGUUGAAACGCUUUCAGAGUUGUUCAAAUCAGUGAGAGUGGCAACGGAACACACAAACAACUAAUUAUGGAACUCUACUCUGGGGAUCCUCUCUGGCUAGAUAACCUGUGCUGAUGUGCAGACACGUGGACAUCCCCCUCUGAGACUGGCGGUCCAGAGGCAGUCUCUGCCAGGCAGCAUUACCCGCUCCGAGGUGGAGCCUCAGCCCCCUUCUUAGAGCUGUUAAGUCUAAGGUGUGGCAGAGCAGACAGAGAUAGAGGCAUCUGAAGUGAGUAUAGGUUUUUUGACUAAGAAAAAAAACAACAGCAAACAUGACUAGUGAUCUUGAAAUAUUUUGUACCGAGAGAAAGACUGCAUUUAUUUGUAGAAUUUAUCAGGUUUCUGAUACCACUCAUUGGAUGUAAACAUUUCAUGUUUCCUCACUUUUGAUAUGAAAGUCGGUAAAAUGCAGUAUUAGUCCCGGGAGGAUGUGCACAGCUGGUCAGAGCUUCCAGAAGGAAUAUCUUCCGAGGACUAAGGUGAUCAGGUUAAGAGGGUUCAACAUCCCACGGCCCUCACCUUCCUCCCUCCCACAUUCCAGGCAUGGAGAUAUCUGGUUUCAGAGUCAGCCCCAAAUCUCCUGCCUAUAAUUACUUUAACUGGGGUCUCUAAGGUUCCCACUUGAGGGCUAAAAUGUAGUUGGGAAAGAGGGCCUACUGGGGAGGUCUCACAGGAGGCAGUGCCCUGGGAAAUGCCAAGUCCAGACUCAGUGCCAAGCAGUAACCAUCUGCACUCGGGGACAGCGAGGAGCUGACCAUGGCCUCUGAUGACCAGCAGGUAUUAGAUGGAAGUGAAUGAGAGAGAGAGAGAGAGAGAGUAUGUGUGUGUGUGUGUAUGUGUGUGUUCGAACACAUAUGAUUGCCAGUAUGGAGAAUGAAAGAUUAAUAAUGCUUUCUGGAGAGUUUGAUGCAAAAGUGGGGGAAACGGAGAAAAGGCGCUAAGGCUAAAUCCAUCUGCAUUUGCUAUAUUUCAUUAGCUAAAGUCAGGUCAGGGCAGGGCCAAGGCCUCCAAUUGGCAAAGGACAGUGUUAUGGCUUUAAAAAGCUGAAACCCCAACCUCUAAGUAGAUCACAAUGUUUUCUGAGCUUUGCAGUAAUUUUCUAUGGAAACUAAAACCUCUAAAACAUACAAGCUGGCCCAAAUGAGAACACAAGCAAAAGAUGUGGAAGACAGCAAAACCUGAGCACUGGUUUGAACCAGGCACUGACAUUUGAAAUGCUUUAAGCCUUUUCACAUUCCUUCUUUAUUCCCUCCAAAAAAAAAAGUCUUGAGUUUAAUUUAGGUCUAUUUUGGCUGAGAUUAGCAUACCUCUGACUCACAGGAUUUAAUAAAUUAUAGUAUUAUUGAAUACAUAGGACAUCCCUCUACCCCAGCUUACUCUUAUCUUUUUAAUUUAAAAUAGUAUUCUGCUACCAAGAAGGAUGCAACUGCUAGUUUUAGAUGUAAAUAGUGUUAUUUACUGGACUUUGUGAUAUUAUUUUCUUAACUACACUUUACUAUGGCCCUGUUGAAAACAGACUAUCAAGUUUUUUGUCUCUGUUCUGUCAUCUCUCUUAAGCCAGGCACCUUUAGAGUGUUUGCAAUUUGUUCGAAGUGGUUGAGGAUCUCAGGCCCUGCUCACGUGAGGUGGAGUGCAGGGGAGCUACCGGUUUCCCUGCUGACCUGCUGAAUGCUACCUUCCCCUCGAGUUGAAUACACCUUAAGGAAAAUGAUAACACGAGGGACGUGUAACUUGUUUUGAAGCAUUAAAAACCAGCAGCUCUUCACUAUGUUCCAUAUUUUAACCAAACUACUGUAGACUACUAAACAUAGCCAAGCCAGAACAUUCCUUCUGGAUUAAGCCUAGGCCACUUGAGGGGCAGCCAGGGGUGAUGGUGUCAGGUGAGAAUCCUGUGUCUUGAAGGAGUGGCCUUUACAGGAAGAGUGCCCAUGUUUUCACCUGCAGCGUUGCCACCAGAGUGUGCAAUACCUCCUGCACACAGGCUCAGGGUAAACUGCUCCAAAGCUGGGUUUUGUGUUGCAUACAAAGUCAAUAAAAUAGUUGCUAAUCCUGAAUGGCAGCCAGUGAUGUGAAGGUACUAUUAAAGUGAACAAAAACUAGAUUGCAACAGUUUUCUUUCCUUGCUUGAAGUAUAACACACGCUCCAUUUGAUCCUGCCUGAAAGAAGCUAACAUUAUAUUUGUGACAGACAGAGGCUCCAUCAAGCCAAGCAACAAUUAACAGCUCAAGUGUAAGAUUUAUAAAUGCCCGUGUACUCACCCUUCAAUUGUUACCACCCAGAGGUUACAGGACUCUUUCCCAGCAUUUAGGGGAACAGGCUUUUAGAGUAUUUAGAAGACCAGGCUAUAAUCAGUAAUGUGCCUGGGAGCAGGAAAUAGCUCCCAAUUUAUUUAUGGCCUUGGGAAAACUCAAUCCGGUGUCUCCUUGUAGCUCAGAACACUAAUAGCCCCCCUGGAAGAGAGUGGCACAUUGAGCUCCAAACCCAAUCAACAUACAUCCACUUGGCUGCAGAUCUGACUGCUGGGUCAUGAAGGCCGUGAAAUGAUGUUUGCCCUCAAGUCACUAGAUAUUUUAAGAAGCCCUAUUUUUCUCCCUUUUUGCAGGAGUAGAGAGAUGAAAGAGGACAGACCAUUGAAAACUUUUAGAUGCAGGAGAAUUGAGACUUCCACAAGGGAGAGAAACACAGCCUCCCCAGAAUCCAUUAUGCCAUCGGGUUGUGGCACUCUCACCCUUGCCAUAAUACCGUUUCCUAACAAUAUCAAAUCAGUGGAUGAAAUACAAGCUCAGAAACAGGAACAUUUUCCUAAAUCAUAACCUAAUAGCAAACAAAAAUUGAAAAAACAAUUAUUCUGAAGCUCAUUAUUCUUAGAUCUGUAGAUAUAUAUGUGUUGACUCCCACAGGAUGGCACCAAGUAAAGAUCUUAAGAGCAUAGUAGGGGUUCUGAGACCGACUGUCACCCGUGGAUCCUGAUGGGGAAGAACAGAGGCUUCACUGUAGCUAUAGUUUUCCACCAAGUCAAUCAAAUUAAAACAUGACUCAUUGUCCCCUCCAAAGAUUCAUAAAAUUCUUGAGCUAAAGUGAUCUUCUGAAGAAAAGCCACCUAACAAUGUUAGGAGGCUCAUAAAGCUCAUUUCUCUUUUCCCUGGUAUGCACAAAUAUCAAGCCUAUAAAAAAGUAAUUAUUUCCCCAAACCUGUAACCACUGCAUUCGUUUUCUUUGGAGGAACAUUGUAGCAUUUCAGGAGGGUCGAGAGAUCUAAAGAGUUUGGUCUGAAUGUGUGUCUGUACAAUUCCCUUUGGCAUUAAACUCUGAAACCUACAAUCAAUGGCCUUCAAAUUGGUGUUAAAUUGGGAGAACACCCUACUGCUUUCUGAGUCUACGAGCAACAGAAAGACUGGUCUUAGUGCAAUUAGGCAGGAGGGAUUUGGACUCAGAAACAGCCACAGAAGUAUUUCUCAGCACUCCCAGUUCCUGCCAACUUAGCUGGAAACGAUGCCACAGCGAGACCAGAAAGAGGAGUCGCCUUAAGGUAUCCCUACAAAGUCACCUUUCUGAUAAAAAGGAGGGAAAAAAAAGUUAGAUAUCUAAAAUAAGCCUAGAAUCUCACACACAGCUGUGACUUCUAAGUGAAACUCUUUUCUCCCUCAUGUCCUUAAAUAGUCACAGAAUCACACACAGCCUGACUUUUAAAGACAAGCUUGGCUACAGGAAAUGAACCAACCCCAAAGACUCUUCUAACCUGUCUCCUGACUGGGCUCCUUCAGAAAGUGUUCUCCUGUUCCAUCUGUAGGGCUGCUUACUACUGGAACCUAAAACAAAACCUGUUGUUUGUACCAUCACUUUUUCUGGUGUUUCCUGUGCUUUUGUGAUUCCAAGUCUGUUCAUAAGUUCUGAAGAUAAAUUAUGUGAAAUCAUAUUUUGGCAUAUGGGGGUGGAGGAUGAAUUCUUUACAGACUUUUUAAGAUGAUCCAUUUGUACCACAGAAAACAUUUUGGAAGUUGUUAUAUAUGAGUAUAUAAAUUUUUCUUUUCAUAUUUUACAUUAAAAUAAAGCUUUAUUCAGUCAUUAA
Molecule: messenger RNA, 19677 nt
Organism: Homo sapiens (human)
Lineage: Eukaryota; Metazoa; Chordata; Mammalia; Primates; Hominidae
Gene: PARD3B
Product: par-3 family cell polarity regulator beta
Exons: 23
Coding region: 11777-15328 (1183 amino acids)
Cellular component (GO): endomembrane system; cell junction; anchoring junction
Source: RefSeq, a predicted model, not a curated record